GAUCAGAUAUCACUGUUUUUAAUCUCACCCAUUGUCUCUUUGUUUAUUAAUUUAGUGACUUUGUGUUUUGACUAUUGAAGAUGUCUAGUGUUUCUGCAGAUUUGUGUUUAUUUUCAGUGUUUUGUGAUGUUGGGAUUUAGGCAGUUCUUAUUAAAGUGCUGCUGGCGGUUCGGCGAGAUGCACACAGCCACAGCAGAGGGCCAGUACCGGGGCACCAACGGCGCGACGCACCCCAGGGAUAAAGUCGCUAUCCUAGACGCUGGCUCGCAGUAUGGAAAGGUGAUCGAUCGCCGCGUACGCGAGCUAUGCGUGGAGUCCGACAUUUUGCCGCUAGACACCCCGGCGUACCACCUCAAAGAGGCCGGGUACCGAGCCAUCAUCAUCUCAGGAGGCCCCAACUCUGUGUACGCUGAGGAUGCGCCGAGAUAUGACUCUGAUAUAUUCAAGAUCGGGCUGCCCGUUUUAGGUAUCUGCUAUGGCAUGCAGAUGCUGAACAAGGAAUUCGGAGGCUCCGUGCUGCGUAAGGACGCCAGAGAGGACGGACAGUAUGAAGUCGAGGUGGAAACCACUUGCCCCCUGUUCAAUCGUCUCGAGAAACUCCAACCAGUACUCCUGACCCACGGAGACAGCGUGCAGAGAGUAGGAGACCGUUUCCGCGUCGGCGCCCAGUCGUCCAACCAUCUCAUCGCCGCCAUAUACAACGAGCAGAUGCGUCUGUACGGCGUCCAGUUUCAUCCUGAGGUGGACCUAACCCCGAAAGGCAAGCAGAUGUUGUCGAACUUCCUUUAUGACAUUGCGGGCAUGUCGCGCUCCUUUACGCUUCGGUCUCGUCGUGAAGCCUGCGUCCAGUACAUCCGAGAUACCGUUGGAGAUAAUAACAAAGUUCUUGUGUUGGUGAGUGGCGGUGUAGACUCUACGGUGUGCGCUGCUUUGCUUCGGACCGCGUUGCGCGAGGACCAAGUUAUCGCGCUGCACAUCGAUAAUGGAUUCAUGCGUAAGAACGAGAGCUCUAAGGUGGAGAGAUGUCUUCGCGAAUUGGGAGUUAGGCUGCACGUCAUCAACGCGUCUCAUCAGUUCCGGCAAGGCAGCACAGUGGUCCGCGAGGCCGGCGGGCGCACGCGGAGCACCCCGCUGCUCUGCCACACGCAGGCUCCGGAGGACAAGCGCCGCAUCAUCGGCGACGUCUUCAUCCGCAUCGCUGAGCAGGCCGUGCGCGACCUUAACUUGCAGGAGGACCAAGUUCUCCUCGGUCAAGGCACACUGCGCCCCGACCUGAUCGAAUCCGCAUCAGCACUAGCUUCAGGCAACGCGGCGACUAUCAAGACUCAUCAUAACGACACGGACUUGGUCAGAGCACUGCGGGCGCGCGGCAGAGUGGUUGAACCGCUCAAGGACUUCCACAAGGACGAGGUCCGAGCCCUCGGCCAAGAGCUGGGCCUCCCGGCCGCGCUGGUGGCGCGGCACCCGUUCCCGGGCCCAGGAUUGGCCGUGCGCGUGCUGUGCCAGGAUGAACCACGUGCCGAGAGGGACUUCUCCGAGACUCAGGUCAUAGUGAAAAUAAUGGUAGAAUACGCGAGCAUGAUCGUGAAAUCGCACGCGCUACUAGGCCGCGUGGUGAACGCGACUACAGCCGCAGAGCAGGCCGAGCUCAAGCGCAUCUCCUCCAAGUCGCCUAUCGCCGCUGCCUUACUGCCACUGCGCUCAGUCGGUGUCCAGGGUGACGCACGGACGUACAGCUACGCAGUAGCACUGUCUACGGAACGCUACCCGCCCGACUGGAAAGACAUGCACUACCUCGCCAAGAUCAUACCUCGAGUCUGCCACAAUGUUAACAGGGUGUGCUACGCGUUCGGGGGGCUGAUCAAAGAGCAAGUGACGGACAUCACGCCCACGUUCCUCACGCAGCAGGUCAUCUCCACUAUCCGCCAGGCGGACGACAUCGCCACACAGGUCCUGUUAUCGAGCAGCGCCUUGUCCCGCAUCGCGCAGAUGCCGGUGGUGCUGAUCCCCGUGCACUUCGACCGCGACGCCGCCACGCGCGCGCCCUCCUGCCAGCGCUCCGUGGUGCUGCGGCCCUUCGUCACGUCCGACUUCAUGACCGGCGUCGCGGCUCUGCCGGGCUCGGAUGCUAUGCCUCAAGACGUGAUAGACAGAAUGCGCAAAGAACUAAUGAGCGUGCCCGGCAUCUCUCGCGUACUCUACGAUCUGACACCGAAGCCGCCCGCCACCACCGAGUGGGAAUGAUCCGUUUGUGUUUCCACUCGUCUUGUACUGCACCCGGGCAGUGGUCCGCUCUGACGGUCACAACCGUCACGUAAUCUCAUGCGGAGAUUACACUGGUAGUUCACCUAAGUGUAACCUCAUAUUGAGCGGGCGGCGUGCAUGUCAAAACAAUUGAAGCUCAUACAAGUAUCGCACGCUCGUCUACUCAGGCCUUACACUAAUGGAAAAUAUGAGGUUGCCAGGCAACCGACAUUGUUUGCAUGCGGCGAACGACUCAGUGUAAUUGCCGCUUCAUGUGCUCUGUGGCAUUUGGUCAGGAGGAUUACCCAACUAGGGGGCGCCAUUAUCGCAAACAGUAAACAAAUCUCCUUUAUAUUUUUCAAUGAUAAAUGUACUAAUAAUAAUCUGUGACAUUUCAAAUAACAGUUUACAGCAUAGCAUAUUACAAUACUCUAUAGUUUACUGUUUGUGCUAGUGCACUCUGGCGGCAGGAUAUUACAAUCAUAUUCACUGUAUUUCUUGUUCCGCAAGCUGCAAUUUUAUAAGUCGCAACACUGUGUGGCCUUUUUACGAGUUGCAAUUUUAAUUGUCUAAAUCUGCCGUAUAAACUCAGCAAAAAUAUUAAUUAACGGGCAUAAAGGAGUCAAAGGUUACGCGAAUUUGAACUGUUUCGGUAAUUUCUAAGUUCCUAGGUUAGUUCAUUCCAAUGUGAGGAGUUCAGUCUGGUUUAAAUUGUCUGUCAAGUCAACGUCAGUAAUACCAGUUUAGAAUUCCAAAAUUGUAUCUUGUAAAACUUAAAAUCCACAUUCAAAUAAUUGCAAAAUUUAGGUAAAAUUAAUAUAAUUAUUGUUUGGACAUACAUAUAUGUCAUUAACUCAUUAUUCUCACACGGAAAGAUGGUUUGCAGUUCAUUUCACUUGUGCAUUAGUACUUAUAAUCUACGUAAUAUUCAUAAUUAUAAAAUACGUAGUUCCAGUUCAGAUCGCUAUGCCCAAUAUUAUUUACAAGGGAAUGACAAUCAAUUGUGUUCAUGUUAUAAAGAUUUAAGCUAUUCGCGAUUAACUGGAUUGAAUUAAUACAAAUAAGUGCCUAAUUCUAAACGGUAGCUGUCACUGUGCAAUUUUUCCUUGCAAUCAUGUAAUUGGGCCAUUUUUUCAAAGUUAUCCACCCCACUUUUUUGUAACAUUGGUAUUUUUACGCGAUUCAUUCUCAGAAUCGCAAGGUCUUUGGAUCCUGAUAGGAGAAGAAAAAUGUCCCUAGAU
Molecule: messenger RNA, 3485 nt
Organism: Leguminivora glycinivorella
Lineage: Eukaryota; Metazoa; Arthropoda; Insecta; Lepidoptera; Tortricidae
Gene: bur
Product: GMP synthase [glutamine-hydrolyzing]
Exons: 16
Coding region: 127-2244 (705 amino acids)
Biological process (GO): GMP biosynthetic process
Cellular component (GO): cytosol
Molecular function (GO): GMP synthase activity; GMP synthase (glutamine-hydrolyzing) activity; ATP binding
Source: RefSeq, a predicted model, not a curated record